UAUAUAUCUCUCUCCCUCUCUUUCCCUCCCUCCCUCUCCCUCUCUCUUUCUCUCCUCCCCUUUCUGUUCCUCUCUUUCUACCUUCUUGCACUCUUGCUCAGAAAAAUAAUCCAUGGAGGCUCUCAGACUAGAAGCUCGAGCAUUAGGGUGCCUCUCAGGGGGUUCCACCCCGCUCAAGGCCCUUCUCCCUGGGGCAGAGGGCCUCGUCCUUCCCCCUGGAGAUCCAGCACUGUGCCGGGAGCAUGGAGAGACGUUUACCUUGUUCUGUGUGGAUGACCUGGAGCCAGUGUGCAGUCAGUGUGGACUGACUGAGACCCACGAGGGGCACAGAGUCUACCCCAUAACGGAGGCUGUACCUGACUGUAAGGAGGUCUGCUGGACGGAGAAAGAGGGUCUGUGGCUUAAUAUUGUCGUGAAAGAAGAGGAGGAAGAGGAGGACGUCACAGUGAAAGGAGAUACAGGAGCGCUCAGAGAGGAAGAGGAGGACGUCACAGUGAAAGGAGAUACAGGAGCGCUCAGAGAGGAAGAGGAGGAUGAGGCGGAUGUCGUUUUUGGAGUGAAGGAGCAGGGGGAGGUUACUGUCACAUUGGAAAAUGAGGAGGGAAAAACUGGAGAUCUGAUGAACACCGGAGAGAGGCCAGCCUUCCCCUCUGACAGCGGGAAGAGUCCCUCAGGGGAACCAGACCCAGAGACACCCAAACCAGUGAGACCACACCACUGCUCCCACUGUGGAAAGAGUUUUACCUGGUUAUCAAAGCUGAAAGAGCACGAGAGAACACACACUGGAGAAAAGCCUUACCAAUGUGCCAUUUGUGGAAAGACUUUUACCCAGUUAGGGGGCUUUCAAUAUCAUGAGCGGACACACAGAGAAAAAAAUACCUCCCACUGCUCUCAGAAUGGAACGACAUUUACCCAGUUAGGGAACCUGAAAAAGAACGACGGAAUUCUCACACGGGGAGAGAAGACAAACCACUGCUCCCAGUGCGGAAAGAGUUUUAAAUGGUUAUCAAAGCUGAAAGAGCACGAGAGGACCCACACAGGAGAAAAGCCUUUCCACUGCUCCCAUUGCGAAAAGAAAUUUAACCAGUCAUCGCACCUGAAAGAGCACGAGAGAAUCCACACAGGAGAGAAGUCUUUCCAAUGUUCCCAGUGUGGAAAGGGUUUUACCUGGUUAUGGAACCUGAAAACACACGAGAGGACACACACGGGAGAAAAACCGUACCAAUGCUCCCUGUGUGGAAAGACUUUUACCCAGUUAGGGGGCUUUAAAUAUCACGAGAGAACACACACAGAAAAAAAGAGCUACCACUGCUCUCAGUGUGAAAAGACAUUUACCCGGUUAGGGAACCUAAAAAAGCAUGAGACAAUACACACACAGGAGGAGACAAUACACACACAGGAGGAGACAAUACACACACAGGAGGAGAAGGCUCCCAGUGCGGAGAGACUUUUAGUCAGUUAGGGAACCUGAAAGAGCAUGAAAUAACACAUAAAGGAUAGAAACCAGGGGUGAAUUCGCCACCUGGUAAUUCUGGCAAAUGCCAGAUGGGCUGGACCAUUUUUUAGUUGGGUGGUCAAAAUUGACACACAUGUAUUUUUUUAAAUAUAUUAAAAUACACAAAUGAAAAAGGGGACAUGGCCUGCAGCCUAUGGACCUGUUAAUAUAUAUUUUUGUGCAAUUUCUCAGUUACACUAUUGAGCCUUUGGCUGGUCAGUGCAGUAGAACCUUCACUGGGCAACGGCCGGCCCCGCUACCAAGUUGGGCUGGCCAAUUUUCCCAUUCAAAGUCAAACGCGGCAUCAGCAUAGAGACGUGCUCCGACUGUCAUCAGUAAGACAGCCCAUAUAGACUGUCAUCAGUAAGACAGCCAAUAUAGACUGUCAUCAGUUAGACAGCCAAUAUAGACUGACAUCAGUAAGACAGCCAAUAUAGACUGUCAUCAGUAAGACAGCCCAUAUAGACUGUCAUCAGUAAGACAGCCAAUAUAGACUGUCAUCAGUUAGACAGCCAAUAUAGACUGUCAUCAGUUAGACAGCCAAUAUAGACUGACAUCAGUAAGACAGCCCAUAUAGACUGUCAUCAGUUAGACAGCCAAUAUAGACUGUCAUCAGUAAGACAGCCAAUAUAGACUGUCAUCAGUUAGACAGCCAAUAUAGACUGUCAUCAGUUAGACAGCCAAUAUAGACUGUCAUCAGUAAGACAGCCAAUAUAGACUGUCAUCAGUAAGACAGCCAAUAUAGACUGUCAUCAGUUAGACAGCCAAUAUAGACUGUCAUCAGUUAGACAGCCAAUAUAGACUGUCAUCAGUAAGACAGCCCAUAUAGACUGUCAUCAGUAAGACAGCCAAUAUAGACUGUCAUCAGUUAGACAGCCAAUAUAGACUGUCAUCAGUUAGACAGCCAAUAUAGACUGACAUCAGUAAGACAGCCCAUAUAGACUGUCAUCAGUUAGACAGCCAAUAUAGACUGUCAUCAGUAAGACAGCCAAUAUAGACUGUCAUCAGUUAGACAGCCAAUAUAGACUGUCAUCAGUUAGACAGCCAAUAUAGACUGUCAUCAGUAAGACAGCCAAUAUAGACUGUCAUCAGUAAGACAGCCAAUAUAGACUGUCAUCAGUUAGACAGCCAAUAUAGACUGUCAUCAGUUAGACAGCCAAUAUAGACUGUCAUCAGUAAGACAGCCAAUAUAGACUGUCAUCAGUAAGACAGCCAAUAUAGACUGUCAUCAGUUAGACAGCCAAUAUAGACUGUCAUCAGUAAGACAGCCCAUAUAGACUGUCAUCAGUAAGACAGCCAAUAUAGACUGUCAUCAGUUAGACAGCCAAUAUAGACUGUCAUCAGUUAGACAGCCAAUAUAGACUGACAUCAGUAAGACAGCCCAUAUAGACUGUCAUCAGUUAGACAGCCAAUAUAGACUGUCAUCAGUAAGACAGCCAAUAUAGACUGUCAUCAGUUAGACAGCCAAUAUAGACUGUCAUCAGUUAGACAGCCAAUAUAGACUGUCAUCAGUAAGACAGCCAAUAUAGACUGUCAUCAGUAAGACAGCCAAUAUAGACUGUCAUCAGUUAGACAGCCAAUAUAGACUGUCAUCAGUUAGACAGCCAAUAUAGACUGUCAUCAGUAAGACAGCCAAUAUAGACUGUCAUCAGUAAGACAGCCAAUAUAGACUGUCAUCAGUUAGACAGCCAAUAUAGACUGUCAUCAGUUAGACAGCCAAUAUAGACUGACAUCAGUAAGACAGCCCAUAUAGACUGUCAUCAGUAAGACAGCCCAUAUAGACUGUCAUCAGUAAGACAGCCAAUAUAGACUGUCAUCAGUUAGACAGCCAAUAUAGACUGACAUCAGUAAGACAGCCAAUAUAGACUGUCAUCAGUAAGACAGCCAAUAUAGACUGUCAUCAGUAAGACAGCCAAUAUAGACUGUCAUCAGUUAGACAGCCAAUAUAGACUGUCAUCAGUUAGACAGCCAAUAUAGACUGUCAUCAGUUAGACAGCCAAUAUAGACUGUCAUCAGUAAGACAGCCAAUAUAGACUGUCAUCAGUAAGCCAGCCAAUAUAGACUGUCAUCAGUAAGACAGCCAAUAUAGACUGUCAUCAGUUAGACAGCCAAUAUAGACUGUCAUCAGUUAGACAGCCAAUAUAGAUUACAGUAGCAGAAGGCUACAACCUUCUCUGACUGUUGUAACUAAGGAUAUUGCAGUAGCAGAAGGCUACAACCUUCUCUGACUGUUGUAACUAAGGAUAUUACAGUCGCAGAAGGAUACAACCUUCUCUGGCUGUUGUAACUAAGGAUAUUUCAGUAGCAGAAGGCUACAACCUCCUCUGGCUGUUGUAACUAAGGAUAUUACAGUAGCAGAAGGAUACAAUCUUCUCUGUCGUAACUAAGGAUAUUACAGUAGCAGAAAGAUACAACCUCCUCUGUCUGUAAGGAUAUUGCAGUAUUGUAUUGGGGCAAAAUAAUCUGCAUUUUAACCACACGUUUACAUUUGUGAUGAUGUAAUCUUUAUAGUUAUGCUGCCACAUCUUAGCCUGACAUGCUGAAAAAGAACACUACUAUUUUGACUGCUUGUAAUGAUGCUGAUAACAGAACAUUAAAUGACUAUUUAGACUGCC
Oncorhynchus mykiss (rainbow trout) is the source of this 4110-nucleotide messenger RNA. NCBI's taxonomy places the organism in Eukaryota, Metazoa, Chordata, Actinopteri, Salmoniformes, Salmonidae. The record is from RefSeq and is a predicted model, not a curated record.